AUGCCUAACUCAAGUGAACAGUCGUGUUUUGGUGGCUCUCUGAGCCAGCGUGGUCCUGAAUGGAGUGAAGGCCAGAACGAUAGGGCUGCAAGUCGCUGUCACUACUGCGGUAACAUUGCAGGGUGUAGAAAUUCUUCUGCACUGUGUGGGGAAGACGGAGACGUUUGGUUUCACGGUCACCUAGAUCUUGGGGAAAAACGGGAUCCAGUCCUCCACUCCUCUCUAUACAGACAGAUCCAGCAGGACCAGCAUGGGCAGCCACCACUGAAGAAAACCUCUGUACCUGACCUAAGCAGCAGUCUCUACCUCAAGGAGCUAAUGGCAGGCCGGGCCUCAGCACCACCUCAGGAUUAUUACCUCACUGACGCCACCUUAUCUGGUCAUCCACCUAAGGAGUCUGGGUUUUACAGGGAUAACCAGCACUUGCUCACCAGAUCAGCCUUGCAUUAUGGGCCCAGCGUUGGGGGGGUUAGGUCUUCCUGGGAUCAAGGACAAGCAAGAGCCACACCCUCUUUACUGGCCUCUGCUUCUACACCUACACCCGCACCUCUUCCUCCUCCCCCUCCUCCCCCGCCUCCUCCGCCACCACCUCCCCCUCCGCUUCAUGAGCUGAGCCGUUUGUACAGGGAAACUCUGGGAUCUAAGAUGAUCCCAGACGUCCAGCGUAUUGGUGGCAGCUCUCCCGCUACUGCGAUCUUCGGGGCUCAGCCCCCGCUUCCUGUUUACGCUGCUGAACCGCUGUCUGCUCGUCAAACUUACAACAGUAUCAACAGCUUGCGCCUGGAUCCCCUUCAGCCAGCUGCCACCAGUUCAUUGGUGGAUCCAGCUUCUCAGGGAAUGGACGCAGCUUUCCCCAGGGCUUACGGAGCUGUAGCCUCCCAGAGGCUGCCUUAUGAUCCAAACUAUGACCCCAGCUCAGCCAUGGUGGCUGCCACAGCUGGAAUGGUCUCCACCUUGCCUCCUCACCAACCCAGUGCUGCAGACCCUAAGAAGAUGGUGGACCCUGCUUUCUUGGCUUUCUUAAGAGGGGAAGGCUUGGCUGAAAGCACAAUUACACUUCUGCUGCAACAUGGCUUUGAUUCCCUUUCCACACUGGGGAUGAUGGAGGACCAUGAUGUUAGGUCUGUGGCCCCUAAUUUGGCCCAGGCCCGUGUUCUGUCACGAGUGGUGCUCAGUUGCAAGACAGUUGGGACGGCAACACGUGCCCGAUCUAAUAGCUUCAGCCAUCGCAAUGACCUCUACGUGCAGCCCCAGGGUUUGACUAUGGACCCCAACCUGAUGCAGCAACCUCCCACCACUGUCCAGACAGUUUCCCCUAGAAUGGGAGAAUUUCUGGGUAGAAGACCGAGCAGCGCACCCUCCCAACAUCUCCUGGAAACCACCACCUACCCAGGAGCACGGCCGCUGGCACCUGGAGCUUUUCCAGUCAGCCCUGGAGGAUAUAGCAGUGCUGUGACUCAGGGAAGACCCUUCUCCAUGUAUAAUGCCCACACCGGUCUUGCCAUGUCUGCUCUCGGAAACCAGCCUCCACCUGCUCCAGGCACCCCUGGAGCUGCACCUAAAACCUUCUCUGGCUCCUAUUCCCCGAUGGAACUGAUGAAGAGAGCCCCCAACUUUCCCCCAGCAUCACCUGUAGGAGCAGCAAGCCCCCUUCACAGCCCACAACUUCUCCGCAAGGGGAUCAAUGCUGCUCCUGAGAGUACCAUAGUUCCCGUCAGCUCUGCCACCACUCUUCAAGCGCAAAACCUUAACAACAACAAGAUGGUGGGACGCCGCACCGGUCCACCUGUCAUAGUCUCAACCAUGGUCACUACGCCUGACACAAGUAUUCGGCCUCAAAUCAUGAACGGGCCCAUGCAUCCCCGCCCGUUGGUGGCCCUGCUGGACGGGCGUGAUUGCACCGUGGAGAUGCCCAUCCUUAAAGACUUAGCAACCGUUGCCUUCUGUGAUGCUCAGUCCACGCAGGAGAUCCACGAGAAGGUGCUUAAUGAGGCAGUGGGUGCCAUGAUGUACCACACCAUCACCCUGACCAGAGAGGACCUGGAAAAGUUCAAAGCUCUACGCAUCAUCAUCCGCAUCGGCAGCGGCUACGACAACAUUGACAUAAAGGCUGCUGGAGAGCUGGGCAUUGCCGUGUGCAACAUUCCCUCGGCAGCUGUGGAGGAGACGGCAGACUCGACCUUGUGCCACAUCCUCAACCUUUACCGGCGGAACACCUGGCUCUACCAGGCUCUGCGGGAGGGCACGCGAGUCCAGAGCGUGGAGCAAAUCCGGGAGGUGGCAUCCGGUGCCGCCCGCAUACGUGGCGAAACCCUGGGUCUCAUCGGUUUUGGUCGUUCGGGCCAGGCGGUUGCAGUGCGAGCCAAGGUUUUCGGCUUCAACGUCAUCUUCUACGACCCCUAUCUGCAGGACGGCCUGGAGCGCUCGCUGGGCGUCCAGCGCGUCUACACCCUGCAGGACCUGCUCUACCAGAGCGACUGCGUCUCCCUGCACUGCAACCUGAACGAACACAACCAUCACCUCAUCAACGACUUCACCAUCAAACAGAUGCGUCAGGGUGCAUUCUUGGUCAAUACUGCACGGGGAGGUCUGGUGGAUGAGAAAGCUCUGGCCCAGGCGUUAAAGGAGGGAAGGAUACGCGGAGCUGCCUUAGACGUCCAUGAGACCGAGCCCUUCAGUUUUGCUCAGGGCCCACUGAAAGAUGCUCCAAACCUGAUCUGCACGCCACACACAGCCUGGUACAGCGAGCAGGCCUCACUGGAAAUGAGGGAGGCCGCAGCUACCGAGAUCCGAAGAGCCAUCACCGGCCGUAUCCCUGACAGCCUACGAAACUGCGUCAACAAGGAGUUCUUUGUCACUACGGCACCGUGGGCGGUCAUGGAUCAGCCAGGCGUUCACCCUGAGCAUAAUGGCGCUGCCUACAGAUACCCGCCAGGUGUGGUUGGAGUGGCUCCGGGCGGCAUCCCAGGGGCUUUAGAGGGCAUGGUGCCUGGUGGGGUGCCCAUCGCCCACACCUUGCCCUCUGGUACACACCCCUCCCAGGCCCCAUCGCCCAACCAGCCCUCUAAACACGGCGACACUAGAGAGCACCUCACCGAGCAAUAGCAGCAGAAAGGAUACAUACGGCAGCAUCUCAUCCGGCCUGUUGACACUCAGAAACAACCAAUCAAAGCAACUGACCAACUGGGACCAAGAGACAGUGAAACGACACAAGCGGCUGCCUGCUAAAAAUCCAGCCAGCAACUGGGAACAAAAGAAGUGUUCCGGGAAAUUUGUACUUUUAACCCUUUUAGUUUUUACUCUCUGUCUCUUUGGGUUCAGUUACCGACUUUACUCUUUGAUGAUGAUGUAUUUUUGUCUUUCUUUGGGACAUGCCUAUGAUUGUGGACACAGAGUCCAGUGUUUUUAGUGCUCCGGGAUUACCCGAUGAGACUCUGUUCAGCUUCCCCCACCGUACCACCCACCUCAGAGCUCAUGGGAAAUGUAAGCCCACUUCUAAACACACCAACUGAACAAGAGAAAAAAAAAAAAAAAAAAGAAAAACCUUUGGCAUCAUACGUUACUGGAUCGUAUGACCCCUGACAGCGCUCCUAAUCUUCCCCGCCUCUUCUUCACCCAGCUCCAAUCCUCAUUGUGUAACAAGUGUGUGUUAUUUAGGCCCCCAAUUAUGCCUCAGAAGAGAAUUAUUAUUAAUAUCGUUUUUCUUUUUAUCAUCAGUGUGAAUGACUAAAAAUGGAUUAUCAGCUUAUAUAUAUUUAUCAAAUUAAAGAAAAAGAUUGUUCAUCAAUUAUAGUAAUCAAAAGUGGGCUUUAACCCUUUCCUGGCAGUGGUACAUUUGACACCUGUCACAGCUGGAGUUCCAGCUUUUCACCACUAGAGGGCACUUGUACACAGUGUGAGAAUUUUUGAGUUUUAAGUGUCUCCAACUUACUACUUUUUAAAGCAGUUGGUGAUUAACGUAAAGCCAUUCAUUAAACACGUAACUGCAGCUGAAGCUUUUGAAAAGAAGUUAUUUUGUACUUUUAGUUCCUAAAAGCUCAGCGAUGCAUCCAGUUCUCUCCAGAGAAGCGUCUGAUGGCUAACUAAUCAUAAUGGCAGUCUUGUUAGACAUGGUGACCCAGUCCCUUCUGUGAGCACAUUUCACACUGAAGACAGGAAAGGGUUAAAUUCAGCAUGGUUUCUUAAUGACUCAGGAAUAACACUUUUUUUUUUGCAGAUAUUGUUUCUCCUCCCGCCCCUCCCCCCCGCAAAAUAAUUGUCUAUAAAAGGAAAAAAAGAAAACACAAAGACUGAUCUGGUUCGUCUGAAUAUUGAAUAUUUCUCUCCAUCAUCCUCUCCAUCGUGGUAUUUUUAUAAAAAGGACACAUUCACACAUUUUUUUGGUGUUAAAGAGUUUUGAGGAGUCCUGUUAGAUUCGUAUUGCCUAGUUAAAUGUUCCUAUAACCAUAGUCCUAUGUGAUCCCCCCUCUCUACCUGCUCCUUAAUAUUUCCUUUGUUCUAAUGAAGGCCAGGUUCUUUGGGGCAUCCUGUACUCUGUAAGAGCAAUAGCUGAAACUCUUAUUUAGUGUCCCAACAAUAGCAGAAGAGGCAGCCAGCAGUAUGUUUUUGUUUUUAGUGUGAGUAUUUGUAUUUGUUUCUUGUACAAGGUGAACAUUUAGCAUUCAGUGCAGUUCAAAUAAAAAAAAAAAGAAAGAGAAAAAAAAAAGAUAAAGAUACGAUUCUGAGAACCA
Messenger RNA from Maylandia zebra (zebra mbuna), 4730 nucleotides. RefSeq names its product C-terminal-binding protein 2. Gene Ontology annotation, biological process: regulation of transcription by RNA polymerase II. Gene Ontology annotation, molecular function: NAD binding; transcription corepressor activity; DNA-binding transcription factor binding. The record is from RefSeq and is a predicted model, not a curated record. Lineage: Eukaryota; Metazoa; Chordata; Actinopteri; Cichliformes; Cichlidae. Gene Ontology annotation, cellular component: nucleus.